Messenger RNA from Hypanus sabinus (Atlantic stingray), 1604 nucleotides. It is a transcript of the gene rrp9, whose product is annotated as ribosomal RNA processing 9, U3 small nucleolar RNA binding protein. The transcript is spliced from 15 exons. Lineage: Eukaryota; Metazoa; Chordata; Chondrichthyes; Myliobatiformes; Dasyatidae. Gene Ontology annotation, molecular function: protein binding; snoRNA binding. Gene Ontology annotation, cellular component: small-subunit processome. The coding region runs from base 68 to 1483 and encodes 471 amino acids. The record is from RefSeq and is a predicted model, not a curated record.
UAGGGUGUUUUGAGGGCGGGUAAAAGGAAAUCGGGUUAGAUUGACCCGUUUGGUGAUUGAGGGGAAGAUGGUGAUGGAGAACGACUCGUUUUUUAUUCGUAAAAAGAAGACGAGUGAAGCCAGAGGCAAGAAGAGGAAGGCAGAAGAUGGCAAAGAUAAGGUUCGCAAGAAAUUUGACACAGCUCUGAAUGAAGAAAUUUCCAGUGACUCGGAGACUGAAAGCAUUGAGCACAAAAAGAAAGCUCCAGAGACGUUAGAGAUAGAGGAAACGGCACAGGAGAAGAAGCUGCGACUUGCCAAGCUUUACUUGGAACAACUACGGCAAGAAGAAGAGGAGAAAGCGGAGGAGGAACAAUUGGAGAGCGACCUUAUUGGAGGAAGAUUAGAGGAGGAUGCGCUGGAACAGAAGGGAAAACUAAAGCGACUUGUUGCCAAAGAUUAUCUUCCACCUGACACAUCUGAAAUUCGCCUGUUACGUGGUCACCAACUUGCUAUCACAUGCCUAGUUCUGUCUCCUGACGAUAAACACAUAUUCUCAGCAUCCAAAGAUUGUUCCAUCAUUAAAUGGGACAUUGCCAGUGGUAAAAAGAUCAACACAAUCCGUGGCGGUGGCAAGGGAGCAGAAGAUCAACAUGUGAGGCACACAAUGCACAUUCUCUCCAUGGCAAUAUCAUCAGAUGGCAAGUACUUGGCUACAGGCGAUCGAAACAAGAUUAUCUUAAUAUGGGACGCAGUUACAUGUCAGCAUCUUCACACAUUCAAAGGGCAUAAAGAUGCAGUGUCGGGUUUGUCAUUUAGGAAAGGGACACACCAGUUGUAUAGUGCCUCUCAUGACCGCUCUGUUAAGUUGUGGAAUGUUGACCAGAAUGCCUACAUUGAAACACUAUUUGGUCACCAGGAUGCAAUCACAGGAUUGGACAGCCUUAGUCGGGAGCGAUGUGUCACGUCAGGGGGUCGAGACCGUACUGUACGCAUUUGGAAGAUUGUGGAGGAAACACAGCUUGUAUUUCAUGGUCAUGAGAGUUCCAUCGACUGCAUUCAGCUGAUAAAUGAGGAGACGAUGGUUUCUGGAGCUGAUGAUGGCUCCUUGGCGCUUUGGACAGUUACUAAGAAGAGGCCUCUGGUAACUGUCAGGGCAGCUCAUGGUUUCCAAGGAGAUCCAGGCAUAAAGCAGCCAAAUUGGAUUACUUCUGUGGCAGCACUGCUGAACAGUGAUUUGGUAGCCUCAGGUUCACAAAAUUCCCAGAUCAGACUCUGGAAGUGUGGAGAGGGAUUCAAGCGACUGGAGCCACUCUUUGACAUCCCCGUGGUUGGUUUCGUGAAUUGUUUGAAAUUUUCCAGUUGUGGUCACUUUUUAGUGGCUGGCGUGGGACAGGAGCACAGGUUGGGUCGGUGGUGGAGACUGAAAGAAGCCAAGAAUGGAAUCUAUAUAAUACCCCUGAAAAGGACACAGACGAAACAACAACUGGGAGAUAGCAAAUAGUUCUAAAGUGCUUAGCCAAUAUUUUGUACAAAAUUUCUCCAGUGACUUUGGAGUGGCUUUAUUUUGUAAAUAAAAUUCUAGUGCAUUCUCAAUGAUGAGGAUGUGUGUCACGGCAAAUGCA